GCUUAUCUGAAAAAAUGUGAUAUUUUUAGAAUACAAUACUAAUAAAUGAUUAGUUGCUCUGAGAGAGCUCCAAAUAACGUAACUCAUCUUAAAAUAGUACAAAUCUGACAUUAGAGCCUUGAGAAUAGUCAUUGUAAGUAAUAUUUCCAAGAAGGAACCUAUCAAUUUUCUACAAACAUUUUUUAUAAUAAUUUAUUGUGGAAUUACAUCAUAUUUGCUAUUAUAGCUGUUUAAGACGAGAAUCAACAUUGAGAUAGAAGAUAAACUAGACUCAUAUAUUAAAGAGCACUUCAAAGUCUAAAAAUUCAAUUAAAGAAAUUUAAAAUAGGAUUUCAAAGCAAAUCUGUAUAAUAUAUAAAAAUACUUCUCAUAAUUAGAAAAAUUUAGAUUAAAUUUAAUGAGUUAGGUUGAAUCAGUUGAAUAAUGUAAUUCACAUGUUGAAUAAAUCAAAUAUUCAACACAAUAUUAAAUUUCUAGGAAAAGAGUUUAAGGAGUAAAGUAAGAAUAAUGUUAGUUAAUUAAUAAAAUAUUUAGAUGUUUUGUAUAUAAAUUUUAGACUCAUUAAUUGGAAAAAAGAAUAAAAAUGAUUAGUAAUGUAUUAAUUCAUUUCGUUAAGAAAUUAGUUUGAUCUAUAAACCUUUUAAACUCUAUUCAAAAAUGAGGAGAAUAUAUUUUAGCUGGUAAAGCUGUUAUUUGUAAAAAGGAAGAUUGCAAUAUAUUCUCUGAAAAGUUGAUUUCAGUAAUUAUUGAUUUAGAGGAGCUAGCUGUUAUUCAGUUAUUCUAUAAAUCGAAUUACUUUUUUUCCUCUAUUGCAGUGUAGGGAGAU
Paramecium octaurelia is the source of this 826-nucleotide messenger RNA. The record is from the annotation of a GenBank genome assembly. NCBI's taxonomy places the organism in Eukaryota, Ciliophora, Oligohymenophorea, Peniculida, Parameciidae.